This is a messenger RNA of Alligator sinensis (Chinese alligator), 939 nucleotides long. Its product is annotated as olfactory receptor 11L1-like. Bases 1 to 939 code for a protein of 312 amino acids. Gene Ontology annotation, molecular function: G protein-coupled receptor activity; olfactory receptor activity. The transcript has a single exon. Gene Ontology annotation, biological process: G protein-coupled receptor signaling pathway. The record is from RefSeq and is a predicted model, not a curated record. Lineage: Eukaryota; Metazoa; Chordata; Crocodylia; Alligatoridae. Gene Ontology annotation, cellular component: membrane.
AUGAAGACAUGGAACCAGAGCACAGUGACAGAAUUCAUCAUCCUGGGUUUUCCAUCCACCAAGCACAUACAGAUUUUGUUAUUCAUCAGUUUCCUCUUCACAUAUAUCCUCACAAUCUUGGGCAACAUAACCCUGCUGGUGACUCUACAGAGAGAACCUCGACUGCGGACUCCUAUGUAUUUCUUCCUAAGCACUCUCUAUGUCUUGGAAAUUGGGUACACCUCAGUCACAGUCCCAAAGCUGCUUUCAGUCUUCUUGAAUAGAGACAGGGCUAUUUCCCUCAGUGCUUGCUUAGUUCAGUCUUAUUUCUUCUUCCUCUUGGGCUCCACUGAAUGUUUUCUUCUAGCUGCCAUAGCUUAUGAUCUCUAUUUGGCCAUCUGUAACCCACUGAGGUACCCAGCACUUAUGAGCAGCAAGAUGUGUAUUCAAUUAGCUUUGUUUUGCUGUGUGACUGGUUUCCUGAAUCCCUGCUUGCCCACUUUCUUAGUCAGCAGGCUAAAAUUCUGUGGGUCCAUUAUCAAUCUCUUUUUUUGUGAUGUUCCACCACUGUUAAGUCUGUCAUGUACUGAUGCCUAUGUUAGUGCCACCACAAUCUUCAUCAGUUCUUCCAUCAUAGUCUUGGGUUCCUUCCUGAUGACCUCCUUGUCCUAUACCUGUAUCUUGGUGACCAUUCUAAAGAUGACCUCAUCCAAGGGCUGCCAAAAAGCUUUCUCCACCUGCACUUACCACCUGACAGUGGUCUCACUCUACUAUGGCACAGUGAUCUUCAUGUACACCAGCCCGGAGGCCCAGAAGUCAAUGAAGGUCAACAAAGUGGUGUCUGUGGUCUACAGUGUGGGAACACCCAUGCUGAACCCUAUCAUUUACAGCCUGAGAAAUGAGGAUGUCAAGAAAACCUUGAGGAAAAUGUUACUGAACAUGUUCCCUGCCAGAAAAUGA